AUGAAUACUUUUUAAUUUGAGGUGAAAACAACAAAAAAUUAGUCUGUAACUGUCUCUUGUGAUGAAAGGAUGAUGACAUUUAAAAAAAAAAUAGCAGAAUUUGAAUAAGAAAUUCCUUUUGACAAUCUAAUAAUUGUACAUAAUGAUGAAGAAGUUUAUAGUUAAAGUAACGAUAAAAAAAAAUAUGAAAAUAAUAAAUAUUUUAGGGUUUAUGAUGCAUAUCACCUAUUUAAAGAAUUUAAAGCUUAAGAGCAGGAAAUUAAUAAUUAAAAUAAUUAAAUAAAUAAGUAAAAUAAAGAUAUAAAUGAUCUUUAAAAACAAAUAAAAUCAUUGGAAGAGGAUAAAUAAUAUUUGUAAUCUAAACUUACAAAUAAUUUGAAUGAUGUUUAAUAAAAACAGGAACUAAAAAUUUAAGAAUAGAAAACAUAAUUAACUAAUUUAUAAAAUUAAUUAAUUUAGGUAUAAAAUAAUUUAGAAGAAUAAAUAAGCUCAUUAAAAUCAUAGAAUCAAUAAUAGUCGACUGAAAUAACAAAAUUGAAGUAAAAUAUUGAAAGCCUAAAAGAUAAUAUUAGAAAAAUUUAAGAUGAAAAUAAAAUAAAAGAAGAAUAACUCAAUGAAGCUCAAAAGACUUAAUAAGAAGCUCAAAAGACCUAAAAAGAAGCUCUAUAAAAAAUUGAAUAUUAUGAAGCUCAAAUAUUACAAUAAUAAUAAUACUUAACAGAAUGGAGUCAAUAAUAUCAAAUACUUUAAUAAUAGUGUUACUCAUUGUAAUAAGCUUACAAUGAAUAGGUCGAAACAAUUUAAAUUUUAGAUUAAUAAUUAGAAGAAAGUAAUAAAGAUAUAAAGAAGUUAAGAAAUGACUUAAGAGUAUAGAAAUCACAAUUGACGACUGAAUAUGAUAAAGAAAUUGAACAAAAAGAUUCUUAGAUUUCACAUUUAUAGCAAGAAAUGAUACACAAAAAUAAAUAAUAUGUAUAAUUAGAAAAGGAAAAUAAUCAAUUUAAAUAACUGCUAUAGAAUAAUUAGUUUAACGGUUGA
This is a messenger RNA of Paramecium primaurelia, 1038 nucleotides long. NCBI's taxonomy places the organism in Eukaryota, Ciliophora, Oligohymenophorea, Peniculida, Parameciidae. The record is from the annotation of a GenBank genome assembly.